Molecule: messenger RNA, 1043 nt
Organism: Prunus dulcis (almond)
Lineage: Eukaryota; Viridiplantae; Streptophyta; Magnoliopsida; Rosales; Rosaceae
Product: bZIP transcription factor 27-like
Exons: 3
Coding region: 122-856 (244 amino acids)
Biological process (GO): positive regulation of DNA-templated transcription
Cellular component (GO): nucleus
Molecular function (GO): DNA-binding transcription factor activity
Source: RefSeq, a predicted model, not a curated record
CAGACAGCUGAUGAUGCUGAAACAGAGUCGACCCUUCCUCCUCUCCUCUACAUUUCAUGAGAUGAGCAUCUCCUCGCCUUAAUUUCUGAGCUUCAUCCAUCACCCCAUAACUUAAACGAAUAUGAUCCCUACAACCACAACAUCCCCAAGAAGCAUAAAGUCCAUGGAAGAUGUGUGGAAAGAAAUAAGCCUUGCUUCUCUUUCUCAUGCUAAUGACGACCACGGUCACUGCCCUCCGGCUGCUGCUGCUGCUUUUCGUGGCAUGAUUUUUCAAGAUUUCUUCGCUACUUCUGCUUCUUCCAACAAAGACAAGGGCCGACCACCACCUCAACCAACAAUUGCAGCACCAGCCACUGUUCUUAGCUUGAAUUCCGAUAUUCAACUCCUUCCUGAAAGUGAAAGCACUACUAGUACCGCUCCUGCUCCUCUAUUGAAGCACCCAGUUAACCCACAACUUUUGCAAACUAGUCAUGCCGCUACGCCUUCCUUUCAUUUUCUCAACUCUUCCAGCUGCUCCGAUGCUUUGGAUUCCUCUUCACUCUUUCAUGUGCCUUCGUACUACAACAAAAGGAAAAGGCCCAUAGAUCAUCAUCAUCAUCAAAGUAAUGAUCAGAAUUCCAGAGACUGCCGGCAUAAGCGCAUGAUCAAGAAUAGAGAGUCAGCUGCUCGCUCCAGAGCCCGAAAACAGGCUUAUACAACUGAGUUGGAACUUGAACUUGCCCAUUUACAGAAGGAGAAUGCUAGGCUCAAAACACAGCAAGCAGAGUUCUUGUUGGCAGCCCCCACCCUUGCUCAGCUUCCAACAACAAAAAGGCAUGCCCUUACCCUGUUCAGAAGCUCAACAGCUCCAUUUUGAGCUAAGGCUCAAACUGACUGUAUUUUAUGACUUCUUUUCUCUUCCAUUUGCCUCCUUCUUCUACUACCUUAAGCUUACCAAAAGAAACAUCUCUAUCAAACAGUAAGGAAAAAAGGUGCUUUGAUUCAUGCCAUGGUAUAGACAGAACCCAGGCAGGCAUUAAUUUGUUACUAUUUUCUUUUGAUCA